Myiozetetes cayanensis is the source of this 1521-nucleotide messenger RNA. RefSeq lists its product as uncharacterized. Lineage: Eukaryota; Metazoa; Chordata; Aves; Passeriformes; Tyrannidae. The record is from RefSeq and is a predicted model, not a curated record. Bases 381 to 995 code for a protein of 204 amino acids. The transcript has 2 exons.
GCUUCUUCCCGGCUUCCAACCGCCCUACCGAACCGGGAUCUCCCCCAGCCUCACCUGGAGCUCCCUCUGACCCCGCCGCCCAGCCCGACUCCCUUCCCGGCCCCUUACCCCGGCUCGGAGCCUGAGAUUGUCCCAGCAUGAGUGACAUUGGCUUUCCUAAUGUAAUGACUUAUGAAAGAUAUAAUCAUGUGUUAAAUUGAAUCCUCCGCUUAACUGUUAAUGGUGUGCUCUGGGCACAUUUACGUAUUAGAUGCUAUGGUAACUAAUUACCACUAGAAGAAGGGAUAAUACACUUUCCAGACUUUGACAAAUAAUUAUGAGUGUUCACAUCCCUGCUAGCAGCAGUUGCAGCGGAUCUGCUGGAAUGAGUAAGUGAAUAAAUGAAUGGAGGAGCCAGGACUCUGCGACUCUCUCCAGGAUCAUUUGUAACUGUGAUUGCACCGCCACUGCCCACAGGCAGAAGGGAUCCCGAGGCUGUAAGCAAACGGCGGAACAGGUCCUUAUCGGAGCGGGACAAAACUUUGGGGAAGUCGCUCUGGGCUCCGCGCCGGUCCCGGCCCCCGCCUCUCUCCCGCUCCGCGGGGUCGCUGCUGCCCGCCGGGGCCCGUCCGGCGCCUGGGAAGGCUCCGGCGCUAAAGGAGCCUAUCGGAGGCGUAACAGAGGUUCUCCGUGGAGUAUUGCUCUUGGCUGAGGCAGGCGCCGCAGGGGUUAAGACUCUUGCCAUCCCGCCGGAGCAGGGGCUAAGGUGGGACCCGCUGCCGGGAGCGGGAGCCGGCGUGCCUGUCCCGGCCCCCGGCCCGACUCGGGGCUCCUACCAGCCAAAUACGUCGCAGAAGGGACAUCUGCUAAAUGAGCAAAGAGCUGAAGCCAGUCCCAUUUCCCCGUGGUCACCCAUCAGCUCGGUGUCACCCAGCCCGCCCCCUGCACAUCCCCGAAGCGCUCCGGAGGGGAAUUUGCUCUGGUUCGGUUGGUUCUCCAGCCUCGGGAAGGGUUAAAUCCUUCCCCAAGCCCCUAGUUGCCCUUGUCCUCUCAACCUGAUUCAGAGACGUGUAAUAAAAUAGGAAGCAAAUUUAUGGUCUGUUUCAAGCACUUUACUGCUGUAUUUUUAAAUUCAUAUAUGCACAUAUAAGAACUAUGAUCUGUGAAUAAUUUGAAAUGCUAUAGGAAAAUGAUGUAUUUUAGAUCAAAGAUAACCGUUUUCUUACAUAAUUGUCUCAGAUUAAAAUAAAAAAUAAAGAUACAUUUCGAACAGAGACAAAGCUGAAAAUCUAAUGACCGCCAUAAACUGCUAGACAGCCAUAAAUUAACGUCUUCAUCAAACACUGAAGGGAUCAGUGCUUAUCUAAAUCAACAAUUAUUUCUUCCGAGAAGUUGCAGAACAGAUUGCCCCUCUAAUACUGUUUUUAAAUCCUCAUAAUUGAGGAUUAGGGGCAAACAAUCGCCUUUCCAGAGUAAACCUCCUCUCCACCAGCCGAAGCCCUCCAAACUCACCGAACACCCGGACCGCUUCCCUAGGAACCU